Messenger RNA from Triticum dicoccoides, 1225 nucleotides. RefSeq names its product gamma-glutamyl peptidase 5-like. Gene Ontology annotation, cellular component: cytosol. The transcript has 4 exons. NCBI's taxonomy places the organism in Eukaryota, Viridiplantae, Streptophyta, Magnoliopsida, Poales, Poaceae. The record is from RefSeq and is a predicted model, not a curated record. Bases 111 to 983 code for a protein of 290 amino acids.
GCCAGCCAGCCAGCCAGCCAGCGAGCGAGCGCAAUCCCUAGCGCCGAGGCCCAUUCCCCCGUCGCCCUUCCCCGCCCAUUCCACGAUCCCUCGGCCGCGGUCGGGUCGCCAUGGGAAUGGGGCCGCUCGAGAACGCCGCCGCCGUCGUCGAGGGCGGCGUCGCCGCCCCGGCGGUGCCGGUGGUGACCGCGGCGGCGGCGGGAGGGGGGUCGUACGCGCUGCUGCAGUGCGGGGAGGACUCGGCGUACGUGCGGGACGCGUACGGGGGCUACUUCGAGGUGUUCCGCGCGCUGCUGGCCGAGGACGGCGAGCGCUGGCAGGUGUACCGCGCCGUGCGCGGCGAGCUGCCGUCGGAGGAGGACGCGGCGGGGCUCGACGGGUUCGUCAUCUCCGGCAGCUGCAGCGACGCCCACGGCGACGAGCCCUGGAUCCUCGCCCUCGUCGACCUCAUCCGCCGCCAGCUCGCCGCCGGCAAGCGCGUCCUCGGCGUCUGCUUCGGCCACCAGAUCCUGUGCCGGGCGCUGGGCGGCAAGACCGGGAGGUCCUGCAAGGGGUGGGACAUCGGCGUCAGCUGCAUCCACCCCACCGCCGCGGCGGCGAGGCUCUUCGCGCCCCUCAAGAUGCCGGUGCACCUGCCCAUCAUCGAGUUCCACCAGGAUGAGGUGUGGGAGCUGCCUCCUCACGCCGAGGUGCUGGCCCGGUCAGACAAGACCGGCGUCGAGAUGUUCCGGCUGGGCGACCGCGCCAUGGGCGUCCAGGGCCACCCCGAGUACAGCAAGGACAUCCUCAUGAGCAUCGCUGACCGCCUCCUCCGCCAGAACCUCCUCCUGGACUGUCAGGUGGACGUGGCCAAGGCGAGCUUCGACGUGCGGCAGCCGGACAAGGAGUUCUGGAAGAAGGUGUGCAGGGGGUUCCUCAAGGGCAGGCUCCAGCCGCAGCAGCAGAAGCAGCAGCCGCCGCAGCAACAUAAGCUUCAGCUAUAGGAGUCGGAGGAUGAGACGGUGGCGAGUCCGAGAAGAAGGCCGUCACCGGUGCCGCCGGAGGAGGAGGAGGAGGAGGACAUAGUAGCGUUACUGAGCUGGGGGGGUUGCCAUUGCGAGCCUAGAAUUAAUCCUUAUUUUUCUGCUUCGGAGUUUGACAUCACCAUCAUCAUCUUGUACAGAAACCCAAACCGCCUAUUUAAUCCAAGCAUUAAUAAAGAGCGAUCGAUGCUAAUUUGGCAGCC